AUGACGGAAUAUCUGACUCAUCUCCUCCAAGAAGAUGUCAUAUAUGACGAGGCCAACCCCAAAUACAGAUUCUUCUUCAACUCCACACAUUGCGUGGUAAGUGAAUUGUAAAUGGGUAUCUAAUGUUAUAACUAUAGGCUAAUGUAAUACCUAUAUAACAGUAGAUGUUUAAUGAAUAGCACAUCUAUAUAAAGAAUGAUCUUUCAGAAACUAGUCAAGAUCACACUAGUAGCCCAUGCCAUCCUUGCCCUACUCCCUAUCUUGUACUACCUACCGUACUCAGUGCCCACCAUCCCUAUAUACAUCGUCGUAUCUGUGGCUAGUGUGUACGGUAUUAAAAAAGCUGACUCUCUGGCUCUUCUGCCUUUACAGAUCUAUGUUGUAAGUGAAUCAACUAUAACAUGAAAGUAAAGUCUUUGCAGAAAUUAACAAUUGAUGUUAUUGUUUAGGUAACACUGUUCGUUCUGUCAGCAGCUACGCUCAUCAUGGACCCUUUAAUCGUAUACUACUGGAGGUCUAACAUUUACGAGUUCUUUAACUACGGUAAGAAAGAGGCAAUCUCAAUAUUAACAUAGUCGCAUAUUGAUUAAAGCACUUAACGUAAUUUCAAGUAAAUGGACCUAAAAUAAGAUAUUUCAGAAGGUAAAUCGUCGUAUAUGUUCCUCCUGCUGAUCCUGUCGAACAUCUUCAUGUUCCAUUUCAUCUCCACUAUAACCCUCUUCUGGCAGUACCAAGUCAUCAUCUACUGCCGAGACUACAUUACCUUGCUCCGUGAGUCUUCUGAAUACUCGAAGAUGGCCGUGCCAGAGACAUUCCUCAAUACCCAGAUCACAGAAGCCACGCCCAUCACGAUGAAGAAUCCUAACUACGCUGUCUUCUCUCUGGAGACGGUAGAUGAGAAACAACCGGCUUUAAUUACACCCACUCAACAGUAA
Bursaphelenchus okinawaensis is the source of this 935-nucleotide messenger RNA. NCBI's taxonomy places the organism in Eukaryota, Metazoa, Nematoda, Chromadorea, Rhabditida, Aphelenchoididae. The record is from the annotation of a GenBank genome assembly.